UUGACUAUUGGAACCAAAUUAAAAAUAAUUAAAAUCAAAUGUCAAAAUCUCAGGAUCAAAUUCGUCUUCGAGAGUACUCCGUGCAAAAUGAAAUAGUCUCAAUCUGUGACAGAAACUGAGAUAGUGCCGUCGUCGUUGGCAAACGAUGACAGUUCUACUCCAUGACUUCUUCAACCCCUGCCUAUCAGUUCCCCUGCCCUCUCGCUGCCAUUUCUAAUCUCAACCGGACCUCUUCCGUCUGCUUCUGCGCGAGGCAUGACGGGCGUGGCGGCGGCGGCGGAUCCAGGUGGGAGAGCAGGACUCGGAAUCGCCAGCAUAGAUUCGGAUUUGCCGAGGAGUUCCGCGCUAGCGGCCGCGAAAGAGAUGCGGGAUUCGGCUCAGGUGACGCUGCGAAUAAGAGGAAUUGGUGGUCCGAUGAUGAACCCUCAGGUGAGUACGGAUUCGGAGACGACGAUGAAGAUUUCGACGGGUUCGGGGCAUUAGAGGGCUCAAUUGGGUUCUCGUGGAUAUUCAAGGUGCUGAAAGCCUUUGGGUGGAUGGUUCCUGCAGUAAUCGUAUCAACGCUCUCAGGAGGAAAUGGGGGCACCAACACUAUUUUCAUGGCAUUGGCUCUGCCCUUAGCCCAGUCUGCCUUUUCCUUGUUACUUGACACAUUUUCAGGAGGGACGUCCUCUUAUGACCGGCGCAGACCAAAGCCGCCCACCAGGACAAAGAAACAGCAGCCAUAUGCCACCACUGAUGUUAGAAGGAGAGGGGGAGGAGAAGAAAAGGCAGAAAAUGAGAACGAGGCGACAACCAAACAGAGCUUUGGAGGAUGGGAUGAGCUUGAUGAUUACCACCCCAGGGUUGCAAAUGAAGCACCUGAAAAAAUGUCGCGGGUUCGGAAUCAAGACGAAGGCAAGUUGGGUAGGAGGAGAGGAAAUAGGAAGAAUGAAACGUCGCUGCUGCUGAGGCUGCUAAUGGCCAUUUUCCCGCCGUUGGGCUCCUGGAGAAAAUUGUUGUAAUCCUCCUACUACUAAUACUACUACAGCAUGAAUUUUCAUCUAUUCCUUUUGUCCCGGUUUUUUGUGUACUUUUCUUGUUAGUCCGUGUAUCGUUUCUGUUUCCAUUUAAGGAGAACAUUUUGUUUAAAGCAUAUUGUCUCGAUAUAAAUAUCAACCGCAUACUUUUUAUUUUAUUAAAACUCACUCGUAUAU
Molecule: messenger RNA, 1196 nt
Organism: Cuscuta campestris
Lineage: Eukaryota; Viridiplantae; Streptophyta; Magnoliopsida; Solanales; Convolvulaceae
Source: the annotation of a GenBank genome assembly